Cryptotermes secundus is the source of this 3831-nucleotide messenger RNA. Its product is annotated as coiled-coil domain-containing protein 186. The transcript is spliced from 14 exons. Gene Ontology annotation, biological process: vesicle cytoskeletal trafficking. Gene Ontology annotation, cellular component: trans-Golgi network. Lineage: Eukaryota; Metazoa; Arthropoda; Insecta; Blattodea; Kalotermitidae. Gene Ontology annotation, molecular function: small GTPase binding. The coding region runs from base 793 to 3402 and encodes 869 amino acids. The record is from RefSeq and is a predicted model, not a curated record.
UGAGGAGGUCACGGUCCGCAUGCUCAGACCCCAUGGACUGCAAGCGAAGGAUUAAGUCAUUGAUCGUAUAUGCUGAAAAAAAACGUUAUGCACAUUUUUUGCUAUGCAAUGCAAUAAAAGCAGUGAUCAGAGCACUGGCAGUCGGUGGCAACAACAGUUAGUUAAAUAACAUUAUUAAUGUGUGUUAAUUAGUGAUCCGUGGUGACAGCUGUUAACUGUUUUCAGUGAUACACGCUUUAUUUUCAAAUAUGAUGGUGUUUUUGGAUUUAGCAUAUGCUUCUAGAAGGUUUUAGUAGUUCUAAAACGUAAUUAUAUCAUGUACGACCUUCGUGGGCCGUGCAUAACGUGUGCAACCCAAGAUAAGGGAAUAUGGCAGGCAGUGACAGGAUGCUGUGACAGCAGAAGAGUUGACAUGAAAUUUGUGCCGAAAAUACAUGAUAGCUUAUAGUUACUAAAUUUGAGAUUGUUUUAUCUGUAUUUUAAUGAGGUAGAAUGUCAUAAAUAUUGUAGCGUGAUCACUUAGUAACGUAAAUUUCUGGCUGCUGUGUUUGAAUCAUAGUGAAGAAGAUAAUUCGGGUUAAGUGGAGUGAACUUUCGACCAAAGUUUGCCAUCUGAUGAUCUAAAUAAGUUUUAUUCGUUCUAUGGUUUUGGUGAAUAUCGUGCAAUGAAGCCUUGAAAACAGUAAACAGUGUUUCAAACAAUUGUGCCAACGUUUUAACCAACUAUGCCAGUUUGUAUUUUGAAGAAAAUAGUAUGUUGUAUCAUAUAUAAAAAAUUUAUUGUGUAUUAGAAUGUCCGAAUCAAAUAUUACAAGAAAAUUUAAUUCCAUUGAUAAUGGAAAUGUGGAAUGUUUUCCAACGUCAGGUUUUGCACAGCUUGUAAGUAAUAAUAAUGCAAAUGAAAUGGACAUUCAGAUCCAUGAUAUACCAGACAAGACUGAUAAAGAAGUGCGAGAAUAUGAAGUUAGUGAAGCUAGUAAAACAGCUGAUGACUCUGAAACUAAUGAUGAUAUUGACUCAUCAAGUUCAGACAGUUCUACUGUUAAUAAUGUACGUUCAGACUGUGAUAAGUUUUCUGAAACAUCUUCACAAGAUUUACCUGAUAGUGGUGCAGAAAUGGAAACAGACAUCAGAACAGAGGUUGAUGAUUAUACAGUGCCAAAAGUUUCUGCUGAGGAUGAACUAUUAAGGGAGAUAAACAUGCAGUUGCCAGAGUCUGAUGGUACUUCAAAAAGUCAUCCUCCAAAUGGCCUAUCAACAUCACUUUUCAAUCAUCCAGCUUAUAAGACUGUAAUUCAGGAACUGUCCCUAUUUAAAGAACAAGUUUCUGUACUUCAUUCGGAAAUAAGCAGACUUGAAGCUGAGAACCAAAGACUAGAAGCAGAUCAUUCACAUGAAAUCUACUUGGUGCAGCUGGAAGCACUUGAGAAAACUAUUGGUCAGCAGCAAAAGGAACUGCAGAGACUGAAUGAACAGAGCAGUCAGCAGUCAGAGGCCUUCACCCAGAUGAAACAGAACCUGGAAACCAGACUGGACAGGGUGACAAAGCAAUAUGAGGCAGCGAAUAAGGAUAAAGAGGCAAUGGUAAUGCGUUAUGCUGUGAGCGAGAAAGAAGUGAUUGACCAGAAGAGAGAACGGGAAUCAUUGGAAAAGAAAUUCCGUGAAAUGGGCAGAGAAAAAGAUCUACUUGUUAGCAAACUCAAGAACAUAUCUUCUGAAAAGACAAGUGUCUGCAAGAUGUUAGACAAUAAGUGUCACGAGCUGUCUGCUGCACAGAAAGAAAAUGAGAAAUUGAAAGAUGAUCUCAUUUCUCGUGAGAUCAAAAUAAAGUGGAUCCAGAAUAAGCUCAAUACUGAACUGGAUGCUCAUAAGGAGACACAGGCAAAAGCGGACAAGUUGCUCCAGAAGCUGCAGGAAAUGCGAGAAGAAUCAGACCAGGUUCGACGAGACUGCCAAGCAAUGAUACAGGCAUACCAGGAGUCCCAAGAGAACAAGGCCCAUACCCUAGAUGAACAGUUGAAAGAGCAGCAAGCAAAGCUGAUCUUGGAGCGACAUGAACGGGAAGAUAAAGAGGAAACUCAUCGGCAGCUACAGCACGAGGUAGACAACCUGAAGAGAAAGCACCAACUUAUCAUAGAUGAGAACAACCUCUUGUCCAUCAAGGUCCAGAACCUGGAGAAGGAGAGGCUUGAAUAUGAGCAGAAUCUGUCAAAGCUAAAAAGAUUGUCAGACCGACAGCGUCAAGAUGUUGUGGACCUUCAGGCACAGGUAGCAGAGAUGGAGUCACUUAAGAUGCAACUCCAGCAUGAACAGGAGAAGCUGGGAGCAAGUCAUGGUGAAGUGGAGCGCCUAAGACUGAGUAAUGCUGAGCUUCAGCAGGACAUGGCAGCGUGUCGAGAACGGGAAGCAGAGUUGCUGGAUUACACACAGAAACUCACAGAAAAGAAUGUUCGUCUGCAGUUGGAGUUCUCUGCCACAGAAGCCAAGGCACAGCUAUUAGAGUGUGAACAGGGUCCUCUGCAACGGCAGAUAGGUGAACUUGAAAACCGUGUUUCAUCACUGAGCCAGCAGCUAGAGAAAGAGCAGCAGCAACGCCAGGACGAGAACCAGCUACUGGCGCGUCACCUUGCUGAGCAAACGCAGCGUGCCGAUGUGCUUGCACAAGAGCUGGAGGACCAGAAGGAUGAAAACCAUGUGCUGCGUCGGAGACAGGCAUCUGCACUUAAGGAGCUGAUGAAGGAUUUGCAGCAUUGCCGGAAGAGACUGGAUCUGUAUGAAUCUUCAAGUGGCAGCAAUUCUAUUGGGCAAGGUUCUCGAGCUAGCUCUUGCAAUUCUCUCAACACUGUAGAAGGCAGCACAGUUAACACAAACAGCAGCAAGACCUCAGCAGGAGGACAGAUCUCCCCAGGCGACUCUACCAGCAACCAGGUAAGCCCUCCACUAGAGCCAGAUCGACAGGCACUAAUUGAGAAGAUUGUGAAGCUGCAGCGAGCAAAUGCACGUAAGACAGAGAAACUGGGCUUCCUGGAAGAACAUACAAGCCAGCUGGUGGCUGAGCUGCAGAAGAAGACACGAAUUGUCCAGUACUACAUUAUGCGUGAGCAGUCAGGUGCACUGUCAUCAGCCUCAAUGGAUCAGAACAAACUUCCAUCGUCUGGCCAAAAGAGAAAGAAAACUAAGGCAGAACUUUCAAGACACAGAGGAAUCAUGGCCUCAGUGUACGGUUCCCAAGCACUCGAUGACAAUAUGACACUGGAAUUAUCUUUGGAAAUUAACAGAAAGCUCCAGGAGGUACUGGAAGACACACUCCUCAAAAAUAUCAUGCUCAAGGAAAAUAUCGACACCCUAGGCAGAGAAAUCUCAAGGCUAUCAAUGGAGCUGGAGAAGGCUGGGCCAUCAUAGUCAUAUCGUUUCACAGACUUAAUCCAGUGUCGAUUUGGUAAGACUGAUGAUAUAUUGUGUCUAAUUUGUGCAAGGUUUAUAUCUGUUCUGUUAUAUAUUAGAAGCUUUUUUGUUAUGUUUCCAGCCAACAAUGUGAUAUGUAUAUAUAUAUACAGACACAUAGAUCUUCAGUACAAAUUUCAGUUCUGAGUUACAACUUCAAGAGGAAACUUGAUCUUCGACAUGAUCCUCUUCAUGUCAAGUUCAUGUUUUGUUUUUAAAAUAUCGAAAUUUAUGCAGCCCACUGAGAAUUUGGCCUAAUUUUGAUUGAUAUUUUUCUUUCAUUGGUACAAUUGAAUUGGCCACGCACAUGCGUGGUAGAGUCAUUAAGUUUGUGGAGUGUGGUUUUAGCGCAUCAUAUUACAAGGUAUUCACAUACACUUUCGCAGA